Messenger RNA from Drechmeria coniospora, 1374 nucleotides. RefSeq lists its product as uncharacterized. The record is from RefSeq and is a predicted model, not a curated record. Lineage: Eukaryota; Fungi; Ascomycota; Sordariomycetes; Hypocreales; Ophiocordycipitaceae. Bases 1 to 1374 code for a protein of 457 amino acids. The transcript has 2 exons.
AUGGACGAACCACCGCUCGAAUGCACAGCUUCGGCGGCCUUGCUGAGCCCACCGCCGGCCGCCGCAAGCGACCUGCUAGCUUCUCGCCCCCCGCAGGGUCACGGCGAGCUCGACUCCAAGGAUCUCGUGCCAGCCCAGAGCAUCGAGCAAGCAGACAAGCACCAAUUCAAGUACGAUUCGGACGACUCGCCUGAAGACUUGAUCGUGGCCCACCCGCCGAUAAACUCUGAUGACGACAAGUCUAUCAGGCAACGCCCUCUCAACCUCGCGGAGCAGCUCGAGAGCGAGAAGCGUCGAUAUCCCGGCGCGAGCACCUGGGCUGCCGCGGAGGAGCGUCUGUUUGAGAUUUUGUUUCUGAGGCAGGACCUGCCCCUGCUGCCGCCGCACUGGGAUGUCGACUUUCGCGGCGUGCCCAUGGUGGAGAGCAUCUUCCAGGCGCAGGAGAAUUGCCGACCCAUCAUCUUUGCCCACUCGAGCAAGGAGUUUCAGGCAACCAUGGCCCUGCUGAGGCUCAUCGAUCUCACGGCCAACGUCAGGACGACCUGCCAGUCGGGCCUGCGCCACAAGGCCCCGUCGCUGAUCAAGAAGAGCAUAUCGAAGUUUAUCAGCUGGGCCGCCGAGGACGGCGGCUACAGGCACCUGCGCUUCAUUCCCAACAUUGUCGUCGACACCAUCGACGCGGACAUGGGGGAGGGCGACAUCACCAAGACUAUGGAGCGGCGCAUGCGCGCCCUCGCCCGUGUCCAGCGCGAGUUCCUGCGGCUCGACGGCGACGGCGAAUUCUGGAAAGUCGACGAGCAGCGGGAGAGGCAUCCUGGAUACUCGCUACGUGAGCUGCUGAUCGAAAAGUACAUGGCACGCGAUGAUGAAGGGGAGCAUGCCAGCCCGCCGUCGUGCUCACCGUCCGCCGAAUGGGCAGCGGACGAGGGCCGGGUGUCUUCCAAGGCUCCAGAGGAGCCCGGGACCUCGCAGGUUGCCGGAGAGCCCCCCAAAGCAGACCUGGACGACGGCACUCGCGUCAAGACCGAGCCAGACCUCGGCGAGGAGGUGCCGCUGCUCAUGAGUGACAAAGGUCACGUCCAGCCCGGGCCCCAAGACAUGCAGAGCGAAGCAAGAUACCGCCGCACGCCACCCGUCGUCUACGGGCUCUUCAUCCUUCGCACUGCCGUCUUCCUUCUCACCGUCGACGCCGCCAAAGGCCCGACCGCCUACGUCAGUUAUCACGUCGACGUGCACCUCAUGGAUCGCCACCAAAGCGUCUGGAACGCGCUGACGAUUGCCCUCGCCGUCUGCCUCGCGCGAGACGAGAUGAUGACGCGCGUGGAAGACUUUGAGCCCGAGGACUUGGCCGACGAAAGCGAUCCCGAUGUCUGA